Hypoxylon trugodes is the source of this 3217-nucleotide messenger RNA. RefSeq names its product MBOAT family protein. The record is from RefSeq and is a predicted model, not a curated record. Lineage: Eukaryota; Fungi; Ascomycota; Sordariomycetes; Xylariales; Hypoxylaceae. Gene Ontology annotation, molecular function: ergosterol O-acyltransferase activity. Gene Ontology annotation, cellular component: endoplasmic reticulum membrane. The transcript has 8 exons. Gene Ontology annotation, biological process: ergosterol metabolic process. Bases 682 to 2685 code for a protein of 667 amino acids.
CGAUUGCUGACGGCUCCUUUGUUUUUUUGCCCAAUUUUAUCAUUUUCGGUAAGAAAUUCCAUGUGAAAGGUGAAGGGAGACAAAGACCCAAACAAAUUAGGGUUGGGUACUUGGUAACACAAUCCUCUUCACACCCAUCGUGCUCGUACUCGGUUUUCACAUUACUCGAUCUGCGUAGCCCGAGCCUUACUAGGAUGUAGGCCGAACAAUACUCCAGAAAUAAAAUAAAGACAUACAUAAAUGCGCCCGAAGAUUGGUCAGGUACCUACCUACUUUAGUAUUCGCUCACACAUGUAGGUCAAGAGAUUAUCACCGAACAUCAACUCUUCAAGAAUAUCCCACGGUCACGCUCCAACCGGCUCAAGCGGAUUCUUAAAGUCGGUGGGCUCGCCCGGUUGUGCCGGCCAUACUAAAAGUCAGGUGGCAAGGCUUGAUACGAUAGAUCCGAACGAGCGAGAUAUAAGCUUAGAGGCUGGCCUUACUUUAUAAAUACUCGCAUUCCGGAUGUCGAUUCAACUCAUAACAGCGUAAAUGGUGGCUCUCGCUAUCAUUCGACCUUCAAAUAACAUAUCAACAACAACGGGUUCCCGAAAACUCAUCGGCCUUUAGGUAUAAGCUACUAUCGUCCCGCCGGGAGGGAGGCGUUAGUUGUAACCAAUUUUUUCUCAUUAUUCCUACAACAUGCCCACAGCGGAGGAACUCCGUCCUGCCUCGCCCGACCUGGGCAAUCCUAUAUCGGACAAGGAUUCUUACGAGGUGCAUUCAAAACAAGAAGCACAACACCCAAAUUCUUUAGCCGAGGCUCUACGAGCCGUACAUCGUACUCCAGAGACUCCAUCAGAUAGCAACAGUGAAUAUGGCUACGAUGCUAGAGACAGGCCCUUAGAAUCGGUUCUGCUACGACGCAAGUCUGAGACAGAUUCAUACGAUAACUCGGGUUCUGAUACACCUGAAAUUCUCCCGCUAGAGAAUCCAGAGCUGAACAAGACGAAACAGCGCCACCAAAAUUUGCCUAAAUUAAAUGCAUCAGGAAAGGGCAAAAAGACAUAUGUAGUGGCGAGCGACGAUGCAGAGCUUCGUGAUAUACUACGGAGAGGCCUAGAACGGGAGAAAGAGAAGCGAUCUCCAAUUCGUCGUGAGAAGCUCCGGGAUAUGGUCUUCACAAGACAAUUCUCAGCUUUCGACAGACAAAAUCAAGUUGCUGCCAAUAGCCCAUUCCAUGGCUUUUAUGUACUUUUCUGGAUUGCGGUUUCUAUAUCUAUCAUUAAGAUAGCUGCAGAGAAUUGGAGGAAAACGGGAAAUCCGUUGGGUACUAACGAGAUCAUGAAAACAAUGUUUCGAAGAGAUGUUAUUGUGCUUUUACUCUCCGAUGGGAUUAUGUGUGGCCUUACUGGUGUGAGUUGGGUAAUUCAACGCCUAGUCUUUCUCAAUUAUAUCGACUGGGAGAGAACGGGUUGGAUCUUACAAAAUCUUUGGCAAACGCUUUUUAUCGCCAGCGUGGUCGGCCUCACGCUUGUGCGAGAUUGGCCAUGGACACACACCGUAUUUUUCGUCCUUCACGGCCUCGUGAUGUUGAUGAAACAGCAUUCUUACGCAUUUUACAAUGGCCACCUUUCGUCAACAUAUAAGAAACGGCAGAGUCUACUUCUUAAAUUAAAACAGCUAGAGAGUAUUUCUCCCGUGACAUCACCAUCAUUAACGAGCCCUCAGGUCUCCGCUCUCUCUACAUCACACCUUGCGCUCCCACCAUCAGCGGAUGAAUAUCAUGAGAGACGACGCUCAUUGUCAAAAUCUCAAUCAGCUGAUCAAAAUGACGUCGAAACAAUUUCUCGCGCUAUCGAGACAGCAGAACCACUCGACAUGGAGCAAGUACACCUAUUUGAGAGACUGAUCAAGUGGGAAGCCGACGCACUCACAGACGAACUUCGGGGUAAAGCGACGGACCCUACACAUUAUUACCCUAACAAUCUCACUUUCCUGAACCACUAUGAGUACAUUGUCCUACCUACUGUUGUCUACGAGUUACAAUACCCUAGGUCCGACAGUAUCAAUUGGCCCUAUGUGGCCGAGAAAGCCUGUGCUCUAGUCGGUGUAAUAUUCGUUAUGAUAAUGAUUUCCCAGGGUUUCAUCUAUCCUGUUGUGAUGAGAACUGUUUAUAUGAAGGAGAUGGGUUGGACGGUUGCCCAACGAUUUCAGGAGUUCCCGUGGUUAUUGAGCGACCUCAUCUUUCCCUUCAUGAUGGAAUAUUUAUUGGCAUGGUAUCUUAUCUGGGAAACGGUCCUCAACAUCCUUGCGGAGCUUACUUAUUUUGCGGACCGAAGCUUCUACGAUGCAUGGUGGAACAGCGUUUCGUGGGACCAGUAUGCUCGCGACUGGAAUCGUCCAGUCCAUAAUUUCCUUCUACGGCACGUCUAUCACAGCUCAAUCUCGUCUAUGCGAGUCAACAAACAUACUGCAACACUUAUCACCUUCUUUCUUUCCGCUUGCGUACAUGAGCUCGUUAUGUGGUGUAUAUUUAAGAAGCUUCGCGGCUACCUGCUUAUUUUACAGAUGUGCCAGCUUCCACUCGUGAAGAUGAGCCGGACGAAGUGGCUUCGCAAUCAAAAGACAUUUGGGAAUAUGCUCUUCUGGAUUGGGAUAUUUACAGGGCCGAGCUUGCUCUGUAGUUUGUACUUAAUCCUCUGAUAGAUUCCGAAUUAGGUACUCGGCGUUUCGGGGAUAUUCGGGUGCAAAUGAGAUACAAAAAAGAGACAACAGGGCGGUAGGGCUGGGAUAUACGGAAGAAAUCAAGACCAUUGGCGUUUUGAAGGCGUUGGGGCGUUGUCUAUCGAUUUUUAGAAUGGUAGCACAGCAUUAUCUUCAUACUAGAGAGGAAAUGAUACGCUGCUCGUAACUCUCUUUAGUGUUACCCGGGCUCUAAUUUACUCCUAUUAGAUGAACAAUCUUAGUGACUCGUAGACACCCAUUACCAUCAUUCGCCAAUGAGGGACUGUCCCUAUCACGCAUGUGCAAUGGUCUGGAACAUGCAUCGAGAUUCCCGAAAAUUACCUCAUGCGAAGAGCUGUAUGUAAUGAAUGAUACGAUAUUUUCGAGAAUUAGGAUGACAGUAUUAGGUGAGAAAUACGUCCAUACUUCUCCUACUUAUCAUCCUUAUGCAUUCGUCUAACCUCUUGACUUGACAAGCUUAUGCAGCCUUCAUGCAGCACAUAAUCUUUGC